UGACGAUGAAAUUACGGAUAGACGCUCCUCGGACAGCCGCUAUAUGACCAAUGUAUUUACAGGAAUAAAUCAUGCAUUACAGACCGCAAAUAGGCCUAUUCGAAAAAAAAAAAACAUAGCCUACCAUCAAAAUAAACAAGUUGAAAGUAUUAACUUUUAAUGGUACGCUCACGGACGGCGUGUUUGACAUGUGGCGAAUCUCUGUUAAAAAACGUUGUGCUUUUUGUCUCUGCGCGUGUGCGUUUGUGUUUUUAAUCAUGACAUUUCAGGUUAUUGAGCAGUUAGGACAGUUUGAGCAGGCUGCUCACAGACAGCAGUUUACACACGUACAAGCCGUCCGGGUGAUAGAUGUCCCAUAUCCUGUCAUUGUGUGGUGGUCUCCUCUGACCGGAGAACUGGGACGUCUCGGAGAGUGUGGCCGUAACAGGUGUUUCUUCACUGUUAACAAGUCCUAUCAUUCCCAUCCACAGACAAAAGCUUUUCUUUUCUAUGGUACCGAUUUCAGCAUUGAGAGUCUCCCUCUUCCUAGACAUGAGCAGCACCAGUGGGCACUGUUUCAUGAGGAGUCACCCAAGAAUAACUACAAGCUUUUUCAUGAGCCACUCAUUACCCUGUUCAACCACACAGCGAGCUUCAGCCGCCACGCUCAUCUGCCUCUCACCACGCAGCACCUGGAGAGCAUCAACGCUCUCACCGCACAAACACACCUGCUUCCUCUGGCCUACAAAAACCACCUGAGGAAAACUCUGGCGCCUGUGGUGUACGUCCAGUCAGACUGCGACCCGCCAUCUGAUAGAGAUGUUUAUGUUCAAGAGCUGAUGCAGCACAUUCAAGUGGACUCGUACGGACAGUGUCUUCAUAAUAAAGACCUGCCGCCUCACCUGAGAGACUCUACUGCAAUGGACGAUCAAAAUUUCUACCAGAUCCUUACCCAGUACAAGUUCGUCCUGGCCUUUGAGAAUGCCAUCUGUGAUGACUAUAUCACUGAGAAGCUGUGGAGGCCGCUCAAGCUAGGUGUAGUGCCAGUGUACUACGGAGCACCUAACGUACACAUGUGGUUGCCAGAUAGCAGGAGUGCGAUCGUGGUGGAUCCUGAUGAGCCGCCGAAGAAGCUCGCUCAGUAUUUAAAGUGGCUGGACAAGAAUGACUGGGAGUAUCUGAAAUAUCUGGAGUGGAAGCUCAAGCGUGAAAUCUCGAAUGUGAAUCUGGUGACAGCACUGAAGGAACGUCAGUGGGGUGUUCAGGAUAUCGGUCAAGAUAACUUCAUUGAUGUCUUUGAGUGCAUGGUGUGUAACAGGGUCUGGGAGAAUAUCCACAGGCAGGAAAAGAAGCUGCCCCCUAAAGUCUGGCGAGCUGAAGAAAGUCACCUCAAGUGCCCAUCUCCAAAACUGUUUGACUUUGCCGUGAGCUCAAGCUCAUCUCUUCGGCAGAUGUGGAGAGCCAGUUAUGAGCAGUCCAAGAAAGAAGCCAGAGCGCUCGGACUGAUGCUUCGCAGGAACAGAAACUUCACUGUCACGCAGUUCUGGAGAGAAGUGUUUACAGACCGAGAGGAAACCGCUAACUGAACUGUAGUUAUCAUGUUUAUUUUGAUGGUAAACCUGUGGGUUGCGGGAGGAGAAAGAACUUUAAGAGGUGUCUGAUCCUGCUCAUAGAAUCACAGUCCUACAGAGUUCAACUCCAACAAAUUAAACACAAGCUGUAAAGGUCUUCAGGAUCAUCAGGUGUGUCUGUGCAGCUAAACUCUGCAGGAAGAGGCAGGAUUGGACCCCCUUAGUAUGCAUCAAUGGUAAAACAGCACUGUAUUUUUUUCCUGAGCAUCUUCUUUGUGUUCAAAUGAGAUUAUUGCAGAAGGCGGAACAGGUCCUAUGCGUUUCUCAUCAGCCUAUGUAGACAAUGUUUAGUACUCAAGGCAGCAGCCUAAUAUUCUUUAAACAAAUGGCAACUUUACACAUUCUAGAUAUGAAUCAGGUUCCUUGUAUAAAAGGCUUCUCAAAAAAUAAAAUCCCUUCUUUUAUUGCUGUGUA
Megalobrama amblycephala (Wuchang bream) is the source of this 2024-nucleotide messenger RNA. It is a transcript of the gene pofut3, whose product is annotated as fucosyltransferase 10. NCBI's taxonomy places the organism in Eukaryota, Metazoa, Chordata, Actinopteri, Cypriniformes, Xenocyprididae. The coding region runs from base 189 to 1565 and encodes 458 amino acids. Gene Ontology annotation, molecular function: alpha-(1->3)-fucosyltransferase activity. The transcript is spliced from 6 exons. The record is from RefSeq and is a predicted model, not a curated record. Gene Ontology annotation, cellular component: Golgi membrane.